GGCUCGGGGUAGCUGGUCACGCGUCGGGGGCGCGGCCUGCUCCAGGCCGAGGUGGUCCCCGCGGCGGCUGCUGAGGGAGUCCCUCGGAGCAGCGCCCGCAGCCGGGAAGAUGCUGGGCCCGAGUCUCUUCACCUGGGUCCUCCUGGCGGCGACUGUGACCUGCGCCCAGGCACAGCAAGUGCCGCCGUGGACAGAAGAUUGCAGAAAAUCAACUUAUCCUCCUUCUGGACCAACAUACAGAGGACCAGUUCCGUGGUAUACCAUAAAUCUUGAUUUACCACCCUACAAAAGAUGGCAAGAAUUAGCAGCUCACAAGGCACCAAUGGUGAGGACUAUAGUGAAUUCCCUCAAGAAUUUAGUAAAUGCAUUUGUGCCAAGUGGAAAAAUAAUGCAGAUGGUGGACCAAAAGUUGCCUGGUCUACUUGGCAAGAUGCCUGGCCCUUUUGAAGAUGAAAUGAAGGGAAUUGCAGAUGUUACUGGGAUUCCUUUAGGAGAGAUUAUUUCGUUCAACAUUUUCUAUGAAUUGUUCACCAUGUGUACAUCAAUAAUAACUGAAGACAAUAAAGGUCACUUACUACAUGGAAGAAACAUGGAUUUUGGAAUAUUUCUUGGGUGGAAUAUAAAUAAUAACACUUGGGUUGUUACGGAAGAAUUAAAGCCUUUAUCAGUGAACUUGGACUUCCAAAGAAACAAUAAGACUGUUUUCAAGGCUACAAGCUUUGUCGGCUAUGUGGGCAUGUUGACAGGAUUCAAACCAGGACUGUUUAGUCUUACACUAAAUGAACGUUUCAGUCUGAACGGUGGUUUUCUGGGUAUCCUAGAAUGGAUGUUGGGAAAAAAAGAUGCCGAAUGGGUGGGGUUUAUCACCAGAUCAGUUCUAGAAAAUAGUACAAGUUAUGAAGAAGCCAAGAACACACUGACCAAGACCAAGAUAAUGGCCCCAGCGUAUUUUAUCCUGGGAGGCAACCAGUCUGGAGAAGGCUGCGUGAUCACACGAGAGAGAAAAGGGUCUUUGGAUGUAUACGAACUCGAUCCUCAGCAUGGCAGAUGGUAUGUGGUCCAAACCAACUAUGACCGGUGGAAAAACACCUUGUUCCUUGAUGACCGCAGGACGCCUGCCAAGAUGUGUCUAAAUCGCACGACACAGAAGAAUCUCUCGUUUGCAACCAUAUAUGACGUCCUAUCAACGAAACCCGUCCUCAACAAGCUCACUGUAUUCACAACCUUGAUCGAUGUUGCCAAAGGUCAUUAUGAAAGCUACCUGCGGGACUGUCCAGACCCGUGUAUAGGCUGGUGAGCAGGCAUGGCCUACAGGACAGACUGAGGCCUGGAGACGUUUCCUCUGGCGUGUCUACUCUCCUGCCACAGGCCUGUUAUCUUUCCGUCAUGAGAUUGUCCUCACUGUGUCCACAGCUCACAGACUGUUUCUGUUGUUUUGAUGGCCACCACUGCUCUUUACGGGUAAAUUCUUUACGGGACGCACGCCAUGUAGAAUUUGCCACUUCAUUUCACUUUGACAUCAGGGAAGGGGUAACCCUGACCUCUAUGGAAUAUAUCAAGGUUCUUUGCUGGUGUUAAAUCCAGUGCCCUGUGUGAUUAAUGUAUGCGUUCAUUCACCUUUUCUUUUUGAUAAACAUGUUUAUAUUUGUCUAUCUACCAGUAUUUUUCUCCUGGUCCUCGAUUGAAAUCAGCAUGCCAUUCACCUUUGCUGUUAGUGACAGCAGUGUGAUUUCACUGUGCUUGGCUGGGGUUUCUGAGAUGGACAAUUGAUACUUAUUUUAAUAAAUAGACCUUUGAUUCUGGAAAUAGUAUUUGGGAUGGUUACAAAAUAAUUAUUAUAUAAACAGUGUUUUUUUUAAAGAAUAGAAGUGUUCUCUUUUUCCUAAUUAGUCUACCAGUAACCCCAGGAAGUUUCUAGCUUCAAAACCUUGAGUUCAAGAACUCAGCACAAACUCAUCAUUUUAAAUUCUUGUACGUAUAACCCAUUUAAUAGUUUUUUUCAUUUUUCCUUCUAAUCAACAUAUUUUUUUUUAACUUUUCAUACAAUAAAUAUAGUUAACAAUAUUUUUCAGAAAUCAAUCUAUUUAUAAAAAAUGCUAACAGAACUUACCUUUCUAACUUUCACAGUUGAUAGUGAAAUGUAUGCUGUUGGUGCCAGACGGUAGCCAUUUAAUUUUGUAUCAUGUCGGUUGUUGUAUCACGAUGCUCAAUAAACAGUGGCUGGCCGUCAGGUCAGCACUCAUGCAUGCUGA
Molecule: messenger RNA, 2252 nt
Organism: Peromyscus leucopus (white-footed mouse)
Lineage: Eukaryota; Metazoa; Chordata; Mammalia; Rodentia; Cricetidae
Gene: Asah1
Product: N-acylsphingosine amidohydrolase 1
Exons: 14
Coding region: 110-1297 (395 amino acids)
Biological process (GO): fatty acid metabolic process
Cellular component (GO): lysosome
Molecular function (GO): fatty acid amide hydrolase activity; N-acylsphingosine amidohydrolase activity
Source: RefSeq, a predicted model, not a curated record